AUGACCAUCCACCAGACUGGGAGGAGGAAGCUGGACAGGGAGGUGUUCUGGAAGGAUGGGGCCUACUUUCAAUCCUCCCUUAAAUCACACUUCCAGGCAGAGUUCCUCAGGUCCAUGUCCACUGGCUCCCUGGAUGGCUUUGAGGAGCAGGGCACUGGAGAAGACACCAGCCGGAGUCCGUACGGGGCUGGUUGCACCAGGGAGACACCCCCAUUCCAGUGUAAAAGACGACUCUGCCCUUAUGAUGAAAACCCUAGAUGUUCUGACUGCAGGAAAAGCUUAAAGCAGAGCUCGACCCUAAGGAGGCACAGCGACCACACGGGGAGACCCUACAAAUGCCUGCAGUGUGGGAAGAGUUUUGCUGACAGCUCUAAGCUCCUUCGCCAUCAGAGGAGCCACACAGGGGAGCGACCCUACAGGUGUGAGUGCGGGAAAAGCUUUGCCGACAGCGCCAAGCUCCUAGAGCACCAGCGAACCCACACAGGGGAGCGACCCUACAAAUGCCUGCAGUGUGGGAAGAGUUUUGCUGACAGCUCCAGCCUCCUUCGCCAUCAGAGGAGCCACACAGGUGAGCGACCCUGCAUGUGUGCCCAGUGUGGGAAGAGCUUUGCCGACCCUUCCAACCUCCUUCGCCAUCAGAGGAGCCACACGGGGGAACGACCCUACACGUGUGCCCAGUGUGGGAAGAGCUUUGGGCAAAACUCGAGUCUGAUGAAGCACUGCAAGGCCCACACAGGCGAGAAACCCUAUAGGUGUGAUGAGUGCGGGAAGAGCUUUGCUCAGAGCUCCAACCUCCUGGAGCACCAAAGGAUCCACACAGGCGUGAAACCCUACAAAUGCCCCGACUGCGGGAGAGUGUUCUGCCACAACUCCUCGCUGACAGGCCAUCGGAGGGUCCAUACUGGUGAGCGACCCUACAAAUGUGUCAUCUGCGGGAAGAGCUUCAGCCAGAAGUCCAACCACACCCAGCAUCAGCGGACCCAUACGGGGGAGCGACCCUUUACAUGCGAUGAAUGUGGGAAGAGUUUCAGUGUUCGCUCCAGGCUUAUUAUGCACCAGAGGAUCCAUGCAGGGGAGUGACCCGGUAAAUGUCCCAACUGUGGGAAGCACUUUAGUGACUGGCCAAAUUUCACAAGACAUCUGAUGACACAUACCCAGGAUGGGCCUGAGGAAUAAAUUUGGAAGAAAGCUUAAUUUGGAGCUCAGACUUUGGUGGCGAGAGCAGGGGUCUUGGAUUAUCAGGACUCCUGGGUUCUAUUCCCA
This is a messenger RNA of Chelonoidis abingdonii (Abingdon island giant tortoise), 1263 nucleotides long. NCBI's taxonomy places the organism in Eukaryota, Metazoa, Chordata, Testudines, Testudinidae. The record is from RefSeq and is a predicted model, not a curated record.